This is a messenger RNA of Amphibalanus amphitrite, 2622 nucleotides long. RefSeq lists its product as uncharacterized. The record is from RefSeq and is a predicted model, not a curated record. The transcript is spliced from 2 exons. The coding region runs from base 88 to 1734 and encodes 548 amino acids. NCBI's taxonomy places the organism in Eukaryota, Metazoa, Arthropoda, Thecostraca, Balanomorpha, Balanidae.
UCAUUUUAUUUUCAGGAAAUCUGGCUCUGAAGCUAGCAGGCCAAAGCGGUGCAGGACUGAUCGCCGGUGGUUCCACGGCUGAUCACCAUGGCACCAGGCCGGCAUGGCCCGGAGCUGCCGUCACCUGCACUGCUACUUCUGACCGUGGCAGUAGUCAGUAUGAUGACGUCAUCAGUGCUCAGCGCCGAGCUGCCAACUGACGGAGAAUUGUCGGUGUGCAACACGCCCUGCUGCACGGUGGAGCCCAGCUGCUCCUCCGCCCUGCACGUCGUCUGCAGCUGCCACAACAAGGAGCGGAUCUCUCUGCGUAAAGGAGAUUUGCCGGCAUCAACCGAGACCAUUAAACUUGAAAGAGUGGACCAGCUGACAGUGUAUCAAGGCGCUUUGCUGGAUUUGACAUCGCUGACGAACUUAGAGCUGCACGGGAUCGGUACACUGACCACACUCGCGAAUGCGAUCGCACCUCGAAAGAACUCCCUCCUUCACGUUGUAGACAUCACCUACGUCAACAAUAUCGAGAUCGGCAGACGGGCCUUUUCAGGUUUCUGGACGGAACAAGCUACCCUCAAUAUACGACAUAUUGAGAAGAUGCAAAUAAAGGAGAACGCCUUCUGGUUUAAGCAACCAUUCCAUGCCCCUCACCUUGGGAUAAAGAAUGUCGAUGUUCUACAUGCAGCGUCCAAUGCAUUCAAUAUGCCCCAGGGAACAUUGGAUAUUGAAGGAAUAAACAUGCAGCGCUGCGAACAGGGUACCUUCGGCGAGCUGUCCAACAUUGACAUGGACAGAGUGAACAUCACCGAACUCGGAGAGGGCUGCGUCAACGGCAGUGGCAGCCUCCACCGGCUGUCGGUGUCCAACAGCCGUCUGGGAGUGAUUGGGCAGCGCGGCAUCUGCGGGAACAUCGACACCGUCGCCAUCAGUAACACCAGCGUCUCUGUCCUCGAAUCAAACGGCCUGCAGCUGCGGACCACCAAACUGGGAAUACAGAGCUCCCACUUUAACUCCGUGAUGACAAAAGGACUAAACGUCCUAGCUGAUGAAGUCUUUUUAAGAGAAAUGGCCGUAAACACUCUUCACUGGCGCGGUCUGAAGUCAUUGAAAGUAUCAGAAGAGGGCAAAGGCAGAACUUCUUUUCGAAUAAUGAACCUCACAGUGGAGCACGCUGCCAACGGCUCGCUGGCCCUUGACGUUGACCCCGGCGUUCUGCAGCUAGUGCGCCUGUCGGUCGGCGUUCCGGAGCCGCCCGUGUGUCCCGUGGAUAGGUGGGUCCGACAGCUGACCGACACCAGAGAGACGGCGCCGCUAGGAUUAACCGAGCAGCGCAUGCAGGCCCUCCUGCAGCGCGACUGGCUCUGCAGGGAGUCCAGGAGCACGACGCCCACUGCCACCGGUGCCGAGGACGGCGGAGGUAGCAGUGUGGAACGGGAGGACCCGAUCGCCUCGCCAGUCACCGAGAGAACUGAUGACUUCAGCAUGGACUACCGCCUGACCAUUGUAGUCAUUGUGGCGUUAGUGUUCGUCUUCAUCAUAGUCGCCCUCAUUGCCAUCCUCAUUGCACGCUCUAAACAAUCAUCGGACGAAGCGAAAAGCAACAGAAGAGCGAUCGAGUCCAGAGAUGGCACCCCUGAACCCUUCAUGGACCAGUCACUUUCCAGUGUUGUCACUGACUCGGUGGUGCGUCGCAAGCGAGGCAGGCGAGGCGUGGCAGGGAGACGAGGUGUCAGGGUGAACUGAGGGUGUACCGAGUCCAUGGGAUACGGCAGAUCAGAGCAGUAAGCUACAUCGCUAGGAGGCAAUGACGUCACGAAGUCAGCUACCCGGUCAUGAUGAAUACGAUGUCUGUCAUACGAUGUGGCUGGGGGGAUCCAUGUGAUCGCAAGGCACCUCGCAGUUGCGAUCAAACGUAAGUUGAAUCGGAACAGAUAUUGGAGGGAUCCAUCACAUCGUAGGCUAAGUAGAUACGCAAGUUGUAUCGCAAAUGGUGAAGAUACGAACUAACUUUACGAAUCUUCUCGGUCGAUCGGAAGGCCGAUCGUAGCGAAGCUUUACCUCUUUCUCAAGAGAAAAAUAUAAGAAAUUUUCAAAAUUUUCACAAAACCGAAAUAUAUGUUAAACAAAUAUGGUUGAUGAACACGUGUGCAAAAUUUGAAGUCGAUUUCUUCAAAAAUGGCUGCGCUAGAGCGUUUUAAAUUUACACGUUGAAAACGGUCACUUUCGCGUCAUUUUUGUAACUAUUUUUUUCAAUUUUGAAAUUUAAAAAAUGUUUUGGGCAAUUUUUCGCGUUAAUUGCGAAAAUCUGACCAAAACAUGUAUCGCACCAUCAAUGAUCCGAUACGCCAUCAGAGGCCGCGCCGCGGACAGGCGGGCGCGGCGAUACCUAGGCCGCGUGGGGGUUACACUGGUGUUCGGGAAGGGCUAUGUCAACGCGAGGCAGGCCGCGGGGGAGCCGGUUGCGGCGCCGGUCCGUAUUUGUCGGCGCCUAGCAGUGCAGCGGUGCGUUUAUGGCGGAGGGAGGGGAAGCGGUGUAGUGUCGGCAAGGCCACACACAGGAGAGGGCACACGGGCCUCUCCCCCAUUCGAGUUGGGGCCCCUAAUCUUUAGACCGCCGAAGACCAUGUAAAA